Chinchilla lanigera (long-tailed chinchilla) is the source of this 2215-nucleotide messenger RNA. RefSeq names its product zinc finger, DHHC-type containing 1 (gene Zdhhc1). Lineage: Eukaryota; Metazoa; Chordata; Mammalia; Rodentia; Chinchillidae. The coding region runs from base 342 to 2027 and encodes 561 amino acids. Gene Ontology annotation, cellular component: endoplasmic reticulum; Golgi apparatus. Gene Ontology annotation, biological process: peptidyl-L-cysteine S-palmitoylation; protein targeting to membrane. The record is from RefSeq and is a predicted model, not a curated record. Gene Ontology annotation, molecular function: protein-cysteine S-palmitoyltransferase activity. The transcript is spliced from 13 exons.
GUAGCUCGCGCUGUUGCCAGGGGAACGGGCCCUGUGCCUGGCGAGGCCCAGCCCGCCUCGGCCUGGCCCGGUCGUUCAGCCAUCCCGCCCGACCUGGAGCGGGGACUCCUUUGCCCAACCUCCAACCGGGAUGGGGCUCCGCUCCGGGGCGCGCCGCCUCCCGGUCCCGGGGAACCUCUCUGCCAUGACGGUGUGAAGCGCGUCUGCCCCGGGGAGGGUGGCCAGCCAGGCGCGGGGCCGAACCACUAGCUGACCUUGGUAGGGCCAGCCCGGCACGGCCGCCGCCACGCGCAGAUGCUUUCAAGUCAGCAAACGCUUACUGAACAUCUUUUAAGUACAAGAUGAACAUCUGCAACAAGCCCUCCAACAAGACGGCCCCUGAAAAGAGCGUGUGGACAGCGCCCGUGCAGGCCAGUGGAACCUCCCCGGAGCUGCAGGGCCAGCGGUCCCGCCGGAAUGGGUGGAGCUGGCCCCCUCACCCGCUUCAGAUUGUGGCCUGGCUGCUGUACCUCUUCUUCGCGGUGAUCGGCUUUGGGGUCCUUGUUCCCCUCCUGCCUCACCACUGGGUGCCUGCUGGCUAUGCUUGCAUGGGCGCCAUCUUUGUUGGCCACCUCGUGGUGCACUUGACCGCCGUCUCCAUUGAUCCGGCAGAUGCCAAUGUUCGGGACAAGAGCUAUUCAGGGCCUCUGCCCAUAUUCAACCGCAGCCAGCAUGCACAUGUCAUUGAAGACCUGCACUGCAACCUGUGCGACGUGGACGUGAGCGCACGCUCCAAGCACUGCAGCGCCUGCAACAAGUGUGUGUGCGGCUUUGACCACCACUGCAAGUGGCUCAACAACUGCGUGGGCGAGAGGAACUACCGCUCCUGGGUGCUGACAGCUGCCCAUCGCUGGGCCAGGCUCUUUCUACACAGUGUGGCAUCUGCUCUACUGGGUGUCCUGCUCCUGGUGCUGGUGGCCACUUAUGUCUUUGUAGAGUUCUUUGUCAACCCUAUGCGGCUGCGCACCAACCAACACUUUGAAGUCCUGAAGAAUCACACAGAUGCGUGGUUCGUGUUCUUGCCCGCUGCCCCUGUGGAGACCCAGGCUCCUGCCAUCCUGGCCCUGGCUGCUCUACUCAUCCUUCUGGGCCUGCUCUCCACAGCGCUGCUCGGCCACCUGCUGUGCUUCCACAUUUAUCUCAUGUGGCACAAGCUCACCACCUAUGAGUACAUCGUGCAGCACCGCCCACCACAGGAGGCAAAGGGGGCUCAAAGGGAGCUCGAGUCAUGUCCCACCAAGAUGCGGCCCAUUCAGGUUCCAGGCCUGUGCUACAGAGAGUGGAAGUGGCGCCUAAGAGCAGGCAGGGUGAGACUGCGGAAAACAGAAAGAAGAACCAAUGAUGGUCAGCAGUUGGAUGGCCAAGAUGGAGCCAUCAGUUUCUCCAUCUGUGACCUUGAGCUUUCAUGCCAGUUACCCUAUUUAUCCUUAGAAGAGCCCAGGAGGCAGGAGAUGGAGUUCUACAUGAGGACCUUCAGCCAUGUGCGCCCAGAGCCCCCCGGCCAGGCCAGGCCAGCAACAGUAAAUGCUAAUCCCUCCCGAUUUCUUGCCACUCAAGACCAAGUGGAACCUCCACGGCCCUCCUCCCCCGACACUCUAGCCCUGCCUCCUGCCAUCCGACCCCAGAAAAAAAGGAAGCGACGCAGGUAUAAGAUGCAGAGGUCUGGGAUCUUGGAUCGGGAGUCCCCGCUGCCCAAGUUGCGGGGCCCCCGGGUCCCCGACCGGCACUCCAGCUCGUCGACAGACAGCUCCAGUGCCAGCCCGGUGCACGCCGCUGGCCCGGCAGGCCCCUACCACUCUGCAUCAGCCGAGUCCAUGGACGAGAUUCCAGUGGCGCAGACGCGCCUGGGCAGCGCCGCCCUGGCCGCCCCUGUGGGGAGAGCCCGAGAGGUCGGGCGGGCGCUGCAGGCGCGUGCGCCCGCCGUGUUCGUGAGCCCGAGUAGCGGCGAACCUGGGACGCCGGGUGGCGAGGAGGGUGGCCGGCCUUAGCUGUGCGGAGAGACAGGAGGGCCGAGGAGGAGCGGCCGGCCGCACUCUAUGCAACACCCCACCCGCGCCACACCGAGUGCACUUUAGGGGCCCCACGGCCGGCGGGAUCGACCGCCCUCCCCCACGACUGAGCAAUAUCCACCCCACCGGCCGUGAUGCUACAAUAAACUUUUUUAUGCUUUUGCCGA